Molecule: messenger RNA, 710 nt
Organism: Acaromyces ingoldii
Lineage: Eukaryota; Fungi; Basidiomycota; Exobasidiomycetes; Exobasidiales; Cryptobasidiaceae
Exons: 1
Coding region: 6-710 (234 amino acids)
Source: RefSeq, a predicted model, not a curated record
CCACCAUGAAGCUGCUCGUCUUACUCCCCAUCGCUGGGGUUGCUGCCAGAGCACACCCGCUCUUGCCACGUCAGGGGAGCGCAGUGCCCCUCGCCACAGCGCCCAAUGCCACCAACUUCACCUCGAUCGAAGUGAUUGACCAUUAUGCCAUAUCGGCCACGACGUGCGAUAGAGGCACAUAUGCCUUUUUUCUCGCAAUCCUGAGCGAGCUAGUGGUGCACGAUAUGACCGUUCGCUUCCUCUUCGGCCAGCCGCGCUACGGGCCGGAAGGCGCCGUGCUCGACAGCGAGCGCACCUUUAUCGACAGGACCUACAGCCUGCAAGACCUGAGAGACGACUCGCAUUUUGGGUCUCGGACUACAAAUGACUUUCUCUUCUAUCCGUUCUUCACAGGGUCCGAGUCGGACAUCAACAAACAGCUGCGCCACGAGCCGUGGAAGCUCAGCCCGAGCAGCGACGCCCCGCCUGGGUUUGUGUUACCCCAGCAGUAUGCCGCCGCGGCGUUUGUCUACGCGCCUGCCUUUUUGCCCAACGGCAGCUCGCCGGGCACCCUCCCACCGGCCGUCAUUAGCAACUUUACCGUGGCCAACGGGCGCAACUGCACCAAGGCCUUCUUGGGCGAGAGCGACGGCGUUGCGCGAGGCCCGCCGGCUGCGAUGGCCCUCCUGCUCGCCCUGGUCCUGUGCGCUGCAGCGGCGCUCCUCGUGUGA